CCGCCUCUUCCCUCCGAUUCCCACGCAUCGAAAACCCUCACCACGCGCUCGCCUAGGGUUUCGCCUCCUCCGCCACCGCCGCCGCCGCCGCAGCAGCAGCCGGGGACGCGACGCGCGAUGCAGCAGCCUCCCCCGCCGACGAUGAACGGCGGCCACCACGCGGCCCCUCCUCCGCCGCAGGUCUCCGGGGCGCCCCCGCCGCCGCAUGGCCACUACCAGCAGCAGCCGCCGCCUCAGCCGUACUGCCAGCAGCAGCAGCCGCUGCCGCCGCACUACUACCAGGCGGGGCCCCCGCACGCGCCUCCGCCGCAGCAGCCGCCGGCGAUGUGGGGCCAGCCGCCGCCGCCGCCGCCGCAGUACGCGCCACCUCCGCCCCAGCAGUUCCAGCUCCCGCACCAGCAGUACGCACCUCCCCCUCAGCAUUACGCGCCGCCGCCGCCGCAGCAGCAGUACGGGGCGCAGAUGGCUGGCGGGCCCGCUCCGGGAGGCGACGAGAUCAGGUCGCUGUGGAUCGGGGAUCUCCAGUACUGGAUGGAUGAGAGCUACCUCUCCAACGCUUUUGCCCCCAUGGGACAGCAGGUUACCUCUGUGAAAGUCAUCCGCAACAAGCAGAGUGGGCACUCUGAGGGUUAUGGUUUUAUUGAAUUUCAGUCUCACGCUGCUGCAGAAUAUGCUCUGGCUAACUUUAAUGGGAGGAUGAUGCUUAAUGUUGACCAACUUUUCAAGCUAAACUGGGCUUCUAGUGGUGCUGGUGAAAGGCGUGCUGCUGAUGAUGGUCCUGAGCACACAAUAUUUGUUGGUGAUUUAGCUUCUGAUGUUACAGACUCCAUGUUGGAAGAAGCAUUCAAAACCAGUUAUCCUUCAGUUAGAGGAGCCAAAGUUGUUUUUGACAAAGUCACUGGGCGAUCCAAGGGAUAUGGUUUUGUACGUUUUGGAGAUGAAAAUGAGCAAACACGUGCUAUGACUGAGAUGAAUGGAGCGACCUUGUCUACAAGGCAAAUGAGGCUUGGGCCGGCAGCUAACAAGAAGAAUAUGGGUACCCAGCAGACAUAUUCAACAAAUGGUUACCAGAGCUCCCAAGGAAACAGUUUGGAGAAUGAUCCCAAUAAUACAACAAUCUUUGUGGGCGGGUUAGAUUCCAAUGUAAAUGAGGACCAUCUAAAGCAAGUAUUUACUCCAUAUGGGGAAAUUGGUUAUGUGAAGAUUCCUCUAGGCAAGCGUUGUGGAUUUGUCCAAUUUACUAGCAGGUCAUCUGCUGAAGAAGCCAUCCGUGUGCUGAAUGGGUCUCAGAUUGGUGGGCAGCAAGUUCGGCUUUCAUGGGGCCGUACUCCUCAGAACAAGCAGGCUCCCCAGCAGGAUGCCAACCAGUGGAAUGGCAACUACUAUGGAUACCAACAGGGCUAUGAUUCUUCUUACUAUGGUGCACCCAAUGCACAGGAUCCUAGUGCGCAAAACUACUAUGGAUAUUCUGGCUAUGGCAAUUACGAACAGCAGCAGGAGCCCCCACAGCAGCAGCAGCAACCCCCACAACAGCCCCCACAGCAGUGACCAUGGCGACGUGCAACUUUCAGAUCUCGCAGUUGGAUUAUCAGGGUGUACAUUUUGCGUGAACUCGAGCUGGCGCUUCCUUAAGUUAUUUGUAGAUGUCUUUGUGUGGAUGAGGUCGUGUUCUAGCUCCGCUACCACCUGUCGUUAGACGACUGAUCGAACCCUUUUGACAGUAGCCAGUGUUUCGUUUUUUGGGCCUCCCUGGGUGUGAUGAUCAUCAAAUCUGAUGCUCUGAGAGUUACUGAGGCGACUAAUGUUAUUUAUGGAUGGUUUGUUUGGGCUUUUGCAUGGAAAUGAAACCAUCACCCCCCUGUGAGGCUGUGAUUCCCGUCA
Molecule: messenger RNA, 1881 nt
Organism: Oryza sativa Japonica Group (Japanese rice)
Lineage: Eukaryota; Viridiplantae; Streptophyta; Magnoliopsida; Poales; Poaceae
Product: RNA-binding protein L-like
Cellular component (GO): cytosol
Molecular function (GO): mRNA binding
Source: RefSeq, a predicted model, not a curated record